Molecule: messenger RNA, 4516 nt
Organism: Bufo bufo (common toad)
Lineage: Eukaryota; Metazoa; Chordata; Amphibia; Anura; Bufonidae
Gene: CCDC148
Product: coiled-coil domain containing 148
Exons: 15
Coding region: 102-1925 (607 amino acids)
Source: RefSeq, a predicted model, not a curated record
GUUGACUGGAAGUAGGAGGAGCCAUUGUGCUUGGACGGGACAUUUAUCCCGAGUGGAUCGCGACAGACGAUUAUCGUAUGCGACCCAGUGACCUGUAGGGAAUGACAGGCAGGAGCGGGAGAGACAUGCGAUCAUUCGUAACAGCCCACAGGAGCAGAGAUGACGAACAUUUAGUGGUUCGCAUGAAGAAUGGGUUCGGCAGUUCAAAAUACAAACCUGUUGACUACCAACAACUGCAUGCGUUCACCGAAGCCAAGAGAUUAGAGUCCUCAAGCAUCCAAUUAAAGGUUAAGAAAAUUCAGCAUGCAUCGAAACUAUCGAAAGAGCAGAAUCUACUGAAGCAGCACUCACAGGUGUGGUGGAGGGAAAGCCAGCGACUAAAUGAAAGCAGGGAUAAAGCAGAGUUACAGUUACAGGCAUUUCUGGAUGAUAAAAGCAAAACGUGUCCGUUUUUUGCAGAGAUGGCAGAUUUUGAACAGCAAUUAUCCGAGGAGCGGGAUGAGUAUAAAGCAGGCACAAUACAUCCCAUCUGGCAGCUGAGGGACGAUUUAAAACACAGGAUUUGUCAACUACAACAUCACUCUUCCCUCAAGUCCCCAAUGGAAAAUGACUUUGAUCCGGGGAAUAUUAUGAAGCAGGUUGAAUCCGUUAAGAGUCAACAAACAGCGUUAAUUGAGAAACUUCGUGAGCAGCAGCGGGCUUUAGAGAAGGAACUUUUGGAAUGUGACCUUCAGGAAUGUGUUGAUUCAGAAGAAGUAACAUGUCAGUUCGGUGAGGUGCCUGAUGUUCUCCUGGAGCUAUAUUGUCCAUACCCUGAACUAAAGACCUCAAUUCUGACCGAAUACCAGCAGCUUGUUGGCUUAUACCAGUCCAAGAUGGAGGAGCUUGAUAAUGAACGCAAAGCUAUAGACAGGGAUUGUAAAUGGAGUAAAGAAGAUCAUUGGGUUUUUCAGACAAUUAUCAGCCAAUAUCAAAUUGACCUUCCCAGUAGAAGAACUUUAUACUUGGAUAUGUUAUCUAAACAUCUUCCAUGCAAACCAAGGCAGGAACUGGUGAGCCAUGAAAAGAUGUGGGACUUGCACCGCUUCAAUAAAGAUCAAAGAAGAGCAUUGAUGGAGAGUUGGACACGCUAUAAAAAAGAUUUUCUCGUCAAGGCAGCAAUGACCAUUGCAGAGGCGGGUUCUAUGUAUGAAAUAGAGCUCUUUGUAGCAAAUGACAGGAAACAACAGCAAGAGAUCUGUAGUGAACUUAAAGAAAAGGUCAUGCAAUGGAGAAUACACCAAGAAGAAGCUGCUAGAUUAGAAUCUGCUAUCGCUGCUCGGAGACAACAGGAGGAGGAACAUCAAGAAAAGCAAAGAAGAGAGAAAGAAAAGCUGCAGCGAGCAAACGAAAAAGAGAAAAUACAGAAGUGCAAAGCUGAGAAACAGCAAGCGUGGGAAGAGCAACAGAGUCGGGACCUGCAGCGCCUAGAGCAGCUGAAGAAUAUAAUGGCCCAGCAAGCUGAGAAAGACCGAGAACGGGUUGUUUAUCGGCAGCAGCUGUUAGAGAAGCGUCUGUCAGAGAGAAGGGAGGAGGCGCUUCACGAGGAGCAAGUAGAGUUAGAGAGACAGAGGCGGCUGGAAGCUCUGCGUCAACAGGUGGCUGUUAUUGCUGAAUUUGAUCCCGUCAGAAUGAUGAGCGACACAAAAGCUUGGAAAGCAAGACUCGGUGUUGGGGCAGAAGAAGACAUUUUCCUUCAAAAACCUCUUUUUGAUUUGUACACGUACAAUGAACAACAGAUUAUCUGUGACCCAAGGAUUCGCGUUGAGAUGGCUCUUCGAGAGGCAGGACUGCACAACACCAACUAUGCUCAAGAAAUCUUACCCAAAAUCCUGCCACUAAAACCACCAAGGAAAGACAUGGAAUCUACGAUAUUUAAAAAAUAGUCCUGAGUGUGUGGUAUAUCAUUCAAAAGUCUAUUGUGUUAUUGGGAAUGUCUCUUUAUAUUGCUGAGGACAUGGGAAGGGGGGGGGGGGGAACCUCUCCAUUAUACACACAGACCCGGCGGCUCACACACCAUAUAUCACAGUGUGCUUGUACAGUAAGUGUCUCUUUAUGCAGGUUGAAGAUGGAAAUUGAGUCAUUAGAUGUGAGAGAUGGACUGGAGGUGACAGCUACAUUGCUCCGGUGGAGUUUAGCAGGCUCUUGUUUAUUCUGUGUUUAUUGCUAUACGCAGCAUAACAUAAAUUGGGGAUGUGUGCUGACUCCUGGUGACUGCGGGGGGAGAACAUUGCUCAACACUGUAUAUACAGCCUCAUCUAGGCUCUGCCAUCGCUCGUUAUCAGAGAUCUUUCACACAGCGUCUACGAUGGGCCAUUCCUCUUCGAGGUCGGGUGACAGGCAUAAUAUAAUAGUGUUACCCAUAAUAAAUAGUUCAAAAUUCUGCUUUUGGAUAGGUUUGGGGAUCUGGAAAACUGCACAAUCAGGGAUGUGUAAAAUGUCUGCCCUUGAAUAUCUGUUUUUCUAACUAAACAAUUCUGUGAUGAUUGAGUUCUUUUUAUUCCUUUAUGACAUUCAGGGCUUUUUUUGUGAUAUUGACUUCCAAAAACCCCUGCAUAGGCCUAGGUUUAAAACCUAACAUUCUGACAGCCUGUGGCCACCACUAGAGGGAGCUCACAAUAUACUAUUUAUAUAUUGAAUUUGAUAAUUUGACAACAUGCAGUGAGCUCCCUCUAGUGGCGGCAGCCAACUUGGUAUGUGUAGCAGAGAAACAGACUGCUGUAAAAAUAUAUUAUGAAUUUGUCAUCACAGAAUUUCGGACCCACUUUAUGAUAACGGUUGGUCAUUCAAGCAUUUUUGUUUUUUAUUUUUUUUAGAACAGCUUCUACGGAAAACAGAAUUGUGAUGUUGCAUUCUUUUGUUUUAUAAAAAAAAAAAACAAUGAUUAAUAAUAACCAUAUUUUAUUUAACUUUCUGUAUGUACAUAUUAAAAUAUAUAAGACCAAAUACAACAAUGUACAAAUAUUCCUUACAGUACAGACAAAAACACAACCUCUUGAGAUAAAUUCUGUAGAUACAAAAAGAGAAAAUGAAAAUGACGUAUUAUCAGGCAAUCCCCUUCAUUACCAUAAAGACCCAGAUAAGCUGAAGAAUGCUUGUCGUCAUUGGGACUGGCCAAAUUCUCUGUACCUGUAUGACCAGUUUAACGACGCUCACCUUGGACCGCCCCAUUAGCCACAGUAAUGAAUGAAUAGUAUACAGGACUGAUUUGUAUCUUUGUUCUCACUGCGCAUACACAUAAUGGAGGGGACUGAAGACCAGCCCUCUCUAUGCAGCCGGUUUGUGGGAACAAAGUAUAUUUGGCCACAGCAUCCGUUAUACUAUUUAUACAUUACUGUAGUUUAUGGGGGUGGUCCCAGGUGACAGAAUCCCUUUAAAGGGGUAUUCCGCUAAUUUCAGGUUAUUCCCUAUCCACAGGUUAGGGGAUAACUAUUAGAUUGGUGAGGAUCCUAUCGCUGGGACCCCCUACCGAUCACAAGAACAGGGACCGUGCCCCAAUAGGCUGCCCAAAACGAAGAGAGCAGCAAGUUCUAUAGGACUGAUAGCUGAGUGCUGUACUCGGCUAUCUCCAGCAGUCCUAUAGAGAUGAAUAGAGCUGCCGUGCGCAUGCUUGUCAUGUCACUCCAUUAUUUUCAGGGGGACUGUGGGGUACAGGGCACCCGUUCUUAUGAUUGGUAAGGGGCCCAGCAAUAUGUUUAUACCUGAUCCUGUGGAUAGAGGAUAACUUGAAAUUACUGGACUACACCUAUAAGGCUAUUUUCACACAUGCAGCACAGCAAUAGAUCCGCCAUAGCUGGACAGUGCCGUGUGCCUGCCAGACCCCACUGACUGUGAUGGGAACCGAACCGUUGCAUGCAGCAAUUCUUGACCGGCCAAAUCUCUGCAAUUCCCAUUAUAGUCAAUGCGGUCCUGCCAGCACGUGGUACUAUCCAGCUAUGUUGGUUGCAGAGAACUCCGGAACAAUGGUCUCUGCUGGAACAGCCUGCCGGAUUAAAGUGCCACGUGUGUGAAACUAGCCUAAAUUAUAAUUAUUUACCUGAAUUUUACCAUAUAGUACCAUCACUUUACAGAAAGGUUACAGUUGCCGUUUAAAAUGUAAUGUAAUCUUACAUAUUAUGUAUACACCACGUCUUCUCUCUCUACACAAUACAGGCACUCUCACAUUCUGACUCUUGUUACUAAUUUUCUGAAAGGACAAUUUUGGUUUCAGCAAAAAAAAAAAAAAUUUGCUGUAUACUAAAAAGCUAUAUAUAUAUUUCUAAAAUUCUUGAUGGAUUGCAGGUUCUCCACUUGCUGUAAUUCACUACAAACCUUCCUUGGUUACUUCCAGUGCAUACAGAUCUGUUACAAGACAGAACGGGACUGUAACUGCAAUGAGCCAUGAUGAUCUCAUGACUAGGACAGAUUUAAAUCCACUGGAGGUAAAUAAUGAAGGGUCCUAUUGAAUGACAGCAAGCGGAGAUGUUCAAAACCAUAA